AUGUGGCUUGGUCUCUUCUGUACCUAUUGGGUCAACGACAUAGUUCAGCUCUACGCAACUGCUGCCAUAAUAGGUAUUGGAAUGGGCAUUCUCGUCAACGCUGCAAGCGUAAUUAUCACCUUUUAUUUCAUAAAGAGAUUCAAUGUGGCCAACGCAGUUACCUACGCGGGACGCGGGACGGGGAUGAUAGCUAUCCCUCCGCUUUUCCAACUUUUGCUGGACAGCUACGGGUGGAGGGGUGCUUUUUUAGUCACAUCCGCAAUCAUGGCAAACGUCAUACUCUGUGGCGUGCUUUUCCGACCUCGUCAAUUCGGCCUGGCACUGAACACAACCGAGUCUACAACAAGUUCACAAGAGGAACUGAGACAGCAGCCCUCAGGUGAAAAAGACAACGGUACUGAUGGUGACGAUUAUACCGAUGGAAGAACUGGUGAAGUUACAGAUGAACCCGAUACUUCGACCGCGGUACCGGUACGAUAUGUCGAAACGAGUACUGGCGAUAAAACUGAGUAUAUUUCACUUCAAUACUCUAACCGAUCCGGACGAGUGGUGAAACUUCUUAAAGGAUUGUCGGGCGAAAUCGGGCUGAAUAUCAUGAGGAAAAGCUUCCGUUUUUCCCUGAGCUGUGCCAUACAGUUGUUGUAUUGCUGUGGCUUUGUGGCAUUUCCAAUGUUCCUCAUCCCACGUGCACAGACCAUUGGUGUGGCGCCCUCUAGUGCCGCAUCCUUGAUGAGCAUCCUGGGCAUAGGGAGCCUGAUUGGUUCUCUAGGAAACGCACUGAUGAUCGGCUGGAGAAUCUCAGCUGAGCACGUGAUAGCUAUUUGUGCGGGCCUAGCGGGAAUCGCGUGCCUUCUGGUUACUGCAGACGGCUAUGCCUAUCUGGCAGUGGCUUCAUUCAUUUACGGCUUCGCCUCCGGAGCUUUCUUCGCCAUUUCCAUCGUCCUCUGCCGCAGCUUUGUUGGGGUGCAGCACUUCGCCCUAGGAGUCGGGUUGAUGAACGUUUUCAUUGGCACCGGCUACCUCAUAGGGCCGGUAAUAGCAGGAUGGAUCUUUGAUGCUACACGGAGCUAUGUUGCUGUGUUCUACAUGUUGACUGGAGUACACUUCACUUGCGCAUUAAAGUGUCUACUCUUACCUCUACUGAAACGCAUAGAACCUGGAUUAGACCCCAAAGUAUCGGAUGAAUAAAGUAUGCAUAUGAAUAGGGCCAGCUCAAUUGACCCUACGAUUGUAUACGGACACGACAUUUUGAAAUGGUUUAAUUUGGUCUACUAUAUUCAUAUUUGUUUUCCAAUUCUCGGUUUUGAUUGGUGAUCUGAAUUUAACGCAUAUUCAUAAAAUAUCACAGUUGACUCUUGCGUUCCUUUGACGAGAAAAUGCUUUGAAAUUAUAGCGCGUUUAUGUUUUAUUAAGCAAAGUACUUUUGAUAAAACUACGGCAUCGUCUAAAUCUGCAAACCGAAUGGAGGCCGAAAUUACUAGUCGUACCUGAUGUGUUCAACAAUAAACCAGAAUUGAAGAUGAACCUGUGUUCGUGUCUUUCCCGGCCUAUCUUGACAAACAAACCUCUGUGCUUGGGCAACUUCUCAGUAUCCUGCUUUAACUGAGGCUCUGUAUGUGUUUGCUUAUACUCUAGACACCUAAUAUUGUGUCAACUGCGGCAAAGGUGCCAUUAGGUUUGGGUCUUUGGCCAAUAAGGUUGAACUUUUGGCGGAGCUCACUUUUUUUCUAACAUGUUUUCUGAACGGAAGCGUCUGGUUUGCUGAUUUCGCACACAGUUACUUUACACAUCACGUUUACUUUCCACAUUUCACAUUAACAUGCUGAAAUUAACUUUAAAUAAUAAGAGUGGGAGUUUUCUACCAUACCUAACUAACAAAAGAAAAGACACGAACACAGGUUCAUCUUUAAUUCUGGUUAAUUGUUAAACACAUCUGGGGUGACUGUUAACCAAGGGAAGGUGAGAAAAACCUUCUGACUCCCAGCUCUUACCUAACAGUACACAAAAGUUCCUUGAAUUUGAAAAGCCACCCUGGUAUUAACAAAAGACCUUUUUGGUGAAACUCCCACUAAGGACAUGUACAGUGGAAAUUCAGUGAAGUAGAUUCAUGGCCUGAUCAACUAAUCUGUAGGGGAUAAAUACACAAUCUUUUUAAUUUGAGUGAUAGAAUCAUUACAUUCAAGGGAAUGUACAACUUUUGUCAGAAAUAAAUGGA
Messenger RNA from Patiria miniata (bat star), 2215 nucleotides. RefSeq names its product monocarboxylate transporter 12-B-like. Gene Ontology annotation, molecular function: monocarboxylic acid transmembrane transporter activity. Bases 1 to 1188 code for a protein of 395 amino acids. Gene Ontology annotation, biological process: monocarboxylic acid transport; transmembrane transport. The transcript is spliced from 3 exons. Lineage: Eukaryota; Metazoa; Echinodermata; Asteroidea; Valvatida; Asterinidae. The record is from RefSeq and is a predicted model, not a curated record.